Vigna unguiculata (cowpea) is the source of this 1878-nucleotide messenger RNA. RefSeq lists its product as uncharacterized. The record is from RefSeq and is a predicted model, not a curated record. NCBI's taxonomy places the organism in Eukaryota, Viridiplantae, Streptophyta, Magnoliopsida, Fabales, Fabaceae. Gene Ontology annotation, molecular function: nucleic acid binding.
GGAGGACAGCAGCAACUUCCAUCUAUUGAACAAAUCUGAAGCUGAAGUGAAGAGUAAGAUAUUUCAAAUUUUUUGUAAUUGGGAACCCUAAACCCUAAAACCUUUGACUCUCCUCAAUUCCUUCGACAUGAGUAUGACCCAAUUUGCCAUGGUUGAGGAGUUGGCUUUUCUUGUCAAGGACAAUCUUUCUUGCAAACAUCUAGUUCUAACAAUGGAAGAAGUCUUGGUUAACUUUCUUCAGGAUGAUCACACUAGAUUUCAGGGAAAACACAAUCACAACACUGUUGUAUCAUGGAGCUUGCAGAAAACAUCAUCAAGGUCGUGUGUUGUGGCUGCAUGUUGUGUCAUAGAUAUGGUGUUGUGGGUGGGUGUAAUCCGAGGAGGCAGUCAGGUUUUCAGCUUUUUCUGAAAGCUGGAGUCUAUGGAGACAGGGUGGAUCUGGUUCUGCAAGGGGUGUUGAAAGUUCUGUGUGCUUGAGUUUGGAGAAAUGAAAUCAAAGGGGGCUGGGUUUGGUUUGCAUUAAUCAUAGGAGAAGGCUAUAUAGUUCAGAUGGGAUCUUGGAAUUGGAGCCAAUGAACUCUUACAACCGUCUUCUCUUGCAUCGCCUUGCUGAGAUAUUUGGGUUUGCACAUGGAUCUGUUGGUGAAGGAGAUGACCGUCAUUUGAUUCUGGAGAGAUGUCCAGAUACAUCCAUACCUCCAAUCCUUGUUAGUGAUAUCCUAUGGAAGUACGAUGACGAACCUCAAUCUUUGGUUACUUCCCACCAAAUAUUAAGGAGAAGCGAAGCCUCUUCAGUCUCGCAGACAAACAAAACAUCCUUUUCAAAGUCAUUGGAGGAGAGGAAAGCAGCUUAUUUAGUUGCUCGUGAGCGAAUUUUCUCUAUGAAGUUGGAAGAGGCAAAAGAGCCUGGCGAACAAAAACCUCGGAGUGUGCCUGUGGUUGCACGCAGAAUGAUUGCUCAUGCACUGGGUCAAAGAAUUCAUACAAACAAUCAGAAUGGCUUGGCUAGUGACAAUAUGAAUGAUGGAGGCCUCAAAGAUGAAUUGAAUGCUCGAGAUAAGAGCAGUGAAGUGUCCAAUCUCACCAAAGAUUCUGAAGAGAUUUUAUGCCUAAGAAGGAAUCCAAACAACAGAAUAAGAAACAGUAGCAGUUCUAAUGCGUCCUCAAAUGAUAAAAGGAAUGAUCAAACACCAGUUCACCAAGAAUUCCCUCUGUUCUCUCAAGAUACAAAACAAGGGCAAACUGUAAAUAAAGACCACAUGAAAAAGGAGCACUUGGGAGCUGCAAAGAGAAUGUUUGCACAUGCUUUAGGAGUGCAAUCUGGGAAGGAUGGUUCAGUUCCUAGAAAUAGAAUUGGAGAAAUAAAGAAGAAUUAAGCUGAGAGGGUUGUGGCAUAUUUAAACAGAAUGAUAUUCUGUUGCCCCAAAUGGACCUCUUACUAGGUGCUUUCCCGGUUUCAAAUUUCAAUCACAAUGACGAAGAUGAGUAAUGAGCUUUCUUUACUCAGGAGAUACAUGCAAAGGACUAUCGUAGUAUUAUGUUGGUUGCUUAGCUCUUCUGUGACUGCUGCUGGAGUAACUUCCCUAGCAGCCAAGUCAAAGGGCAUCAUGAAAGCACUGUCGAGAAUGAAGUGCGACCUGUUUUGGUUAUGUUCGAAGAUGAAUGAACAGGCUAUGGUGCUUUGGCUCGUCAGCUAUGUGUUGUUAGACAUGCAGUUCUAGUUUCAGACUAUGUUUAGUUUGUUCUGUGAAUGUGAUGAUUUUCAUUAUGGCUGUUCCCAGGGCCAGGGGCAAUGCUUGAUUUCCUCUAUCAUGGAGGGUCCUGUGUAUAUAAUACUUAAAAUCGUAAAUUUAAUGUGUCAUGCUUAGAAAUUCCAAA